Messenger RNA from Neopelma chrysocephalum (saffron-crested tyrant-manakin), 2576 nucleotides. RefSeq names its product anosmin 1 (gene ANOS1). Gene Ontology annotation, biological process: neuron differentiation. The transcript has 14 exons. NCBI's taxonomy places the organism in Eukaryota, Metazoa, Chordata, Aves, Passeriformes, Pipridae. Gene Ontology annotation, cellular component: cell surface; extracellular region. The coding region runs from base 27 to 2210 and encodes 727 amino acids. The record is from RefSeq and is a predicted model, not a curated record. Gene Ontology annotation, molecular function: protein binding; peptidase inhibitor activity.
GGGAGGACCGGGGUGAGGGGAGUUGAAUGAUUGAACUUUCUUGUGUAGUUUCUGCGCGCGGAGGUGUCUGUCCCCGGCGCAGCCCGGCACCCGCCCGCCGAGCGGGAGCGAGCUCACCCCGGCGCCUGCCGCCCCCCGCACCGCCCGGCCGCCCCUCUGCCCUCCUCUCCCGCGGAGCGAUGGUGCGGAGGGCGCCCGGCGCGUCCCUCGCCCUGAUCCUCUGGGUGACGGCCGCCUGCGGCAGCCCCGACGGGCCGGGGGCCGCCGCCUCCGCCCGCAGACAGGACGAGGUUUUCUCCACUGCCAGAUGCACCUCCAGGUGCCUGAGCCUCCAGAUCACUCGCAUCUCCGCCUUCUUCAAGCAUUUCCAGAACAAUGGGUCACUUGCUUGGUGCCAGAAUCAUAAACAGUGUUCAAAGUGCCUGGAGCCCUGCAAAGAGUCCUGGGACCUGAAGAAAAACCAUUGCCAAAGCUUCUGUGAGCCUCUUUUCCCCAAGAAGAAUUAUGAAUGCCUAACUAGCUGUGAAUUCCUUAAGUACAUCCUGUCUGUGAAGCAAGGGGACUGCCCAGCACCUGAGAAGGCCAGUGGUUUUGCAGCUGCCUGUGUUGAAAGCUGUGAAGCUGAUAGUGAAUGUUCUGGAGUGAAGAAAUGUUGUUCCAAUGGAUGUGGUCAUACGUGCCAAGUUCCAAAGAAUCUGUACAAAGGUGUUCCACUGAAACCCCGGAAAGAGUUAAAAUUCAUAGAACAUCAGUCUGGAGACCUGGAAGUGAGGUGGUCUUCAAAAUUCAAUAUUUCCAUUGAGCCUGUGAUUUAUGUUGUUCAGAGGAGGUGGAAUCAAGGAAUCCAUCCAAGUGAGGAUGAUGCUACUAACUGGCAAACUGUGGCACAGACUACGGACGAGCGGGUUUGGCUGCCGGACAUCCGAGCGAGCAGGUGGUACCAGUUCCGCGUGGCAGCUGUGAACGUGCACGGGACAAGAGGCUUCACAGCACCCAGCAAGCACUUCCGAUCCUCAAAAGAUCCAUCUGCUCCACCAGCUCCGUCUAAUAUCAGAAUUGCCAAUAUCAGUGCAAGCAAUGAUGGGAGUGUGAAUGUAAUGAUUACUUGGGAUCUUCCAGAAGAGCCUGAUAUCCCAGUGCACCACUACAAAGUCUUCUGGAGCUGGACAUACAGCAAAUAUGUAAUUCCAGCGAAAAAAAAGAGAAGGAAGACUACCGAUGGGGCCCAAAAUUAUGUGGUCCUGGAGGGGCUCCAGCCCAACAGCAACUACAAUGUAGAACUGCAGGCAGUAACACGUUGGGGUCAGAUACGCCUAAAAAGUGCUAAGGUUUCUCUCCAUUUUAGCACGACUCAGGACAUCAGGAGUAAUAAGGAACGGACAUCUGCUGGGAAAUCACAGAAAGGACUGGUAGAUCCUUACCCAACCUUUCAAAGAAGGAAAACCACUCGUUUUCUAAAAAUUGGAACUCCUUUCUAUCAGGACAAUCAACUUCAGGUCAAAGUCUACUGGAAGAAGACGGAUAUCAGCAUGAAUCAGUUCCAAGUCCACUGGUUACUGGAAUCCUGUGCACACAAUGAUACCAAAGGACUUAGGAAAGUAACAGAGCUGACUUACGAAAACUACAUUAUUCUGAAGGACCUGUCAUUUUCAUGCAAAUACAAAGUAACUGUUCUGCCUGCAAAAUCUAAAGGGCGUUUUAAGGCUGAGAGCACUUUCUUUGUUACCCCCCCUUGCUCUGCAUUUAAAGAAAAGAAACACAAGCACGUUAAUUGUCCUGCUGAAGGAGUGCCAGUUCUACCCAAAGUGUUGGCCAAACCCGAGAAUCUAUCUGCAUCUUUCAUUGUUCAGGAAGGUAACAUCACUGGUCAUUUUUCCUGGAAGAUAUCUAAGGCAGACCUUCACCAGCCCAUGACAGGGUUUCAAGUCACUUGGGCAGAAGUGACCACAGAAAGCCGGCAGAACAGUUUACCCAACAGCAUCAUUUCGCAGUCACAGAUACUGCCAGCAGAUCAUUAUGUACUCACUGUGCCCAAUCUGAGGCCAUCGAUGCUGUACCGCUUGGAAGUUCAAGUGCUGACGACUGGUGGGGAAGGGCCAGCUACGAUUAAAUCGUUCCGAACACCUGACCUUCCUCCGUUUUCACCCCACAGACCUCAUCUGAAGCAGCAUCAUGCACAUCACUACAAGCCACCCCCUGAGAAAUAUUAGGCUGUUUCAGAUACGAAUAACUGAGCAGAAAAAACUGAGCUCCCAAAUGAGGUCUGGGAAAAGGCAUAUCUGUAAUAGCAAUGAACCCAGUUUUCCAAUGGAAGUGACCAUCCUGUAUGACUGUAUCUACUUCUCUGUAGUUUAUUCAUGAAAAAUUAUAUUUGCACCAUGACCCAGAUGAAUCAUACAGCAAGUAUCACUUCAUUACCACCACAGUUCAAGAAACUGAGGAUUGCAUCCAUCUCAACACCUGUGAGAAAAUUAGAAGUGUGUUCAUCAUAUUGUUUUCAUAUUCUAUGUUUAAAGUAGGUUGAAACAGUGCAGUGUAUACAGCUUUUUCUCUUAGUGAAUUCAAUGUUAAUAUUU